Molecule: messenger RNA, 720 nt
Organism: Vombatus ursinus (common wombat)
Lineage: Eukaryota; Metazoa; Chordata; Mammalia; Diprotodontia; Vombatidae
Product: taste receptor type 2 member 7-like
Exons: 2
Coding region: 1-720 (239 amino acids)
Biological process (GO): detection of chemical stimulus involved in sensory perception of bitter taste; sensory perception of taste; G protein-coupled receptor signaling pathway
Cellular component (GO): membrane
Molecular function (GO): bitter taste receptor activity; G protein-coupled receptor activity
Source: RefSeq, a predicted model, not a curated record
AUGAUUUCUCUUUCCUCUGGUGAGUUCCUAUUGGGGCUUCUAGGGAAUGGCUUCUUGGCAGUGGUGAACUUCAUUGACUUGGUGAAGAAUAAGAAACUGUCAACAGGAGAUCUCAUCCUGGUCAGCUUGGCCAUCUCCAGAAUAUUUCUGUUGUGCCUAACAACAAAGAUGUUCUCUCAACAUUUAUCAUUUUCACCUGUCACAGAGACAGGUAAACUGAACACAGUUGAUGUCUUCUGGAUAUUGGCCCACUUCUCAAAUGUUUGGUUUGCUUUUUGCCUCAGCAUCUUCUACUUCCUCAAGAUUGCCAGCUUCUCCCACUCCAUCUUUCUCUGGCUGAAAUGGAGAAUCAACAGGGUGGUCUUUGUUUUACAAGGGGGGCAUGUACUCAUCACCUUGCCUACUUUAUAUCUAUUGUUGCAGAAAUUUAAUGAUCUCUAUAAGAAUCAGAUAAUUGUUGGAAUCAAGAGAAAUGUAUCCCAGGAUGCCUCAGAGAUUAAAAGUUUAUCAUUUCUCUUCACAAUUUCCUUUAAUCUGGUGAGUCUUUUGCCUUUUACUCUGUGUCUGGUCUCCUUCUCCCUCCUCAUUAUAUCCCUUUGGAGACACACUCGGCAAAUGCAACUCAAUGCCACAGGAUCUAGAGACCCCAGCAUGGAAGCCCAUAUUCAAGCCAUGAAAACCAUGUCUUCCUUCCUUAUCCUUUUUUUCCUGUGUGUCUAG